AAAUCUCUCUUACAAAAUGUGGAUAGAAUUUUUAAUACUUUUAGCCGUGGCCGGUUAUUUAUUUUAUCGUUGGGCCACCAUAAACAAUAACUUCUUUAAAGAUCGUGGCAUACCGUAUUCGAAACCUACAAUAUUAUUUGGCAAUUUUUUGGAAAUGGUAUUAAGAAAAAAAUCAAUGUUUGAUUUAAUAAUUGAUAUUUACAAUGAACACAAUGGCAAAAUAUAUGGUGUUUUCGAUCAACGUCAACCUCUGUAUUUAAUACGCGAUCCAGAAGUAAUUAAACAAAUUGCAAUUAAGGAUUUCGAUCAUUUUAUCAAUCAUCGUACAAUAUUCGGAGAUGAAAAUGAUGCCGAUCAAAAUAAAAAUUUAUUUGCUGCCUCAUUAUUUAUGAUGAAGGACAACAAAUGGAAGGACAUGCGCAGUACAUUAAGUCCAGUAUUUACGGGUAGUAAAAUGCGUCAAAUGUUUCAACUGAUGAAUGAGGUGGCUCAAGAAACAUUGGCUUAUUUAAAGAAACAGAAUGGUGUAAAUUCUAAUGAUGGCAUUGAUAUGGAUAUAAAAGAUUUUAUAACACGUUUUACUAACGAUAUUAUUGCGUCGACUGCUUUUGGUUUGAAAGUCAAUUCGUAUACCGAUGAAAAAAAUGAGUUUUAUAUGAUGGGCAAGAAAGUGACUACGUUUACUUUUAUACAAAAUUUGAAAUUUAUGUGUUAUGCUAAUUUUAAAAAAAUUAUGAAGCUUUUAAAUGUACAACUUUUCGACAAGAAACAAACCGAUUAUUUUAUGCAUUUGGUUUUGGAUGCCAUGAAAUAUCGCAAAGAACACAAUAUCAUUAGACCCGAUAUGAUUAAUAUGCUAAUGGAAGCCAAAGGUUUGUUAAAGGGCGAUAAUCCUAAACCAGUUAAUCGCGAAUGGAGCGAUGUUGAUAUUGUCGGUCAAUGUUUCCUAUUCUUCUUUGCUGGUUUUGAAACCUCUGCAUCUCUUACAUGCUUUACCGCUCACGAGCUAAUGGAGAAUCCAGAUUGCCAAGAGAAACUCUUGCAAGAAAUUCAAGAUGUUGAACAAAGUCUAGAAGGUAAACCAUUAACAUAUAAUGCAUUGCAAAAUAUGCGCUACUUGGAUAUGGUGGUACAGGAAUGUUUGCGCAAAUGGCCCGGUGCAAUUGCCAUUGAUCGUGUAUGCAAUAAGGAUAUUACAUAUGAUUUGGAUAAUGGUGAAAAACUGGAAUUGAAAAAAGGUGAUGCUUUAUGGAUACCAGUUGUUGGUUUUCAUCGUGAUCCCCAAUAUUUUGAAAAUCCCACCAAAUUUGAUCCUGAAAGAUUUAGUGAAGAGAAUAAAGACCAAAUUAAACCAUUUACCUAUUUGCCUUUCGGCGUUGGUCCACGUAAUUGUAUAGGUUCGCGUUUCGCUCUUUUAGAAACUAAAGUUUUAAUCUAUUAUAUCGUAAGAGAUUUUCAUAUUAAAGCUGCCGAAAAGAGUUGUAUACCUUUGAAGUUAUCACCAAAUGGUUUCCAAUUGAUUCCCAAACAAGGUUUCUGGCUUAAAUUUGCUGCUAGAACUUAAUUACUGUAUAUAAAUAUGUUUGCAUGUAUAUAUUUGUUAUAUUUUUACUAUUUAGAUAAGUUAAUUACAAAGUUUGG
Messenger RNA from Lucilia cuprina (Australian sheep blowfly), 1641 nucleotides. Its product is annotated as cytochrome P450 9f2-like. Lineage: Eukaryota; Metazoa; Arthropoda; Insecta; Diptera; Calliphoridae. The record is from RefSeq and is marked validated. Gene Ontology annotation, molecular function: oxidoreductase activity, acting on paired donors, with incorporation or reduction of molecular oxygen; monooxygenase activity; iron ion binding.